This is a messenger RNA of Paramecium tetraurelia, 417 nucleotides long. RefSeq lists its product as uncharacterized. The transcript has 2 exons. The record is from RefSeq and is a predicted model, not a curated record. Gene Ontology annotation, molecular function: zinc ion binding. Lineage: Eukaryota; Ciliophora; Oligohymenophorea; Peniculida; Parameciidae.
AUGUAACAUAUUCAAAAAAGCAAUUAAGAUGUGCUUGAAUUUCAUAUUACCAAUAAUGCCCAAUUUUAUCAACAAAACAUCAUUUAAGAAAAAAGCACAAAUUGUAAACUACCCCUACCCAAACUGACCACAUUAGAAGAUAUUAAAUUGGUAUCUUCCACUCAGGUCUCUGGAGACGGUCAUAGCAAUUCUGUUUUGAUUAUUUGUUCUGGGUGCUAAAACAAGGUCUAAACUGUGCUUACUCACCAUUCUGGAAUAUCAACUAUAUUCGUAGGAUUCCUUCUUCUCCUCUGUUCUUUUGGAUUUUUUUGUGUGGCUUGCAUUCCUUGUUGUUUAGAUGAUUGCAAAGAUAUAAGACACAAUUGCCCAAAAUGUCAAAGAACUUUAGGGAAAACUUCAUUUAAAAUACUAAAAUGA